UUGGGGUUGACAGGCAGAGCUGCAGCUGCCACUCAGGCUCUUGGCCACUUCUGGGGGUCCUUCCACCCUCCACUUGGUCCAGGGUCACUCACAGAGUAAGGGAAAGCUCUUUCCACUGCACCACACUUCUGAGGGUCCCCACAGCCCUCCCACCCCCAUUGGGGCACUGGGGGGUGCCAUUUCCCCGCCUCUCAUGUGAGCCUGCGUGGAGAUGGGGGAAGCUCACUGCCUUCCCCCUCCUCUGCCGUGUGUGCAUUGGGGGUCACUGCUGCUCCUCUGAGCGGGGAGCCCAGGUCGGGGUGCCUGAUGGGCCAGGCACUGGGACACUUUCUGACCUUGCCAGGUAUCUGGAGCUGCCCACUCCCUCUCUGCUGUCAUUUUCCCUCUGGGUUGGAAAAGGUCAGAGGCCGGCCUGGAGUGGAGGCUGCCUGGCUAACACCAGGGGAUGGCAGCCUCCUGUUGUCAUGGGGCAGCAGAUGGCAGCCCUUCCCUUCAUCCUCUGCGCUGGACCACCUGGCCCCCUCUGUUGGGUCUGAGGGGGAGGUGCCGGCUCUGCCGGUGGGCGUCUGGGGGGCGCCAGUCCCGCCCACCCCCUACCCGCUGUGCGCCAGAGCGCAGGCCCCAGCAAGGCAGAGGCGGCCCGAGGGGUGGGGCGCCCAUGUCUCUGAAGAUGCCUCCAGCAUUCUGCAUGAGAGCUGGGCACGCUGAAGCCCUCCUGGCGUCACUGCUGUUCACCCCCAUGGUGUCCCACUACUCGUGUGUGGUCCCCUUGUCCUAGUCCCGCUAGAUCUGGGACCCCGGGGGUGUCUGGAGCUGUGGACUUGGGCGACUCUGCCCCCAUCCCUGCCGUCUGGGUCUAGCAUCCUCUCUGGGCGCCCCCCGCCGGGCCAGGAGGGCGGAGGUGGAGAGUCGGCGUGAACGCGCUUCCCAGGCGCGCAGCGGUUACCAUGGCAGCGCCGGCGCAGAGCGUAGACCGCAGGGCCCAGGGCGGAGGCCGCCCAAGCCCUGGGGUGACCGAAUCCCCGCGGGGACUCGUCAUGCCGGGCCGUCGCCUCCGUUGCUCUCGCUCUAACGGGGGGCGCCUUGCCCGCCGAGCCUGCACGGAGGCGGCCCCUUCCUCUCUCGCCCUCCGAGGCGGGGGAGGGCUCUGUUCGCCCCUCCCCGGCUCCCUGCCGACCUUGGCGUCUCCAGGAAACGCCGGAGCGCCCAGCCCAUCGCCAUGGCAACGCGGGCCGGGCCGGCUCCUCUUCAGGGAUGACUGACGUAGGGGGUCUGGCCCGGGCCAACCGCCGGGGAGAGCGCGCCGCCCGGGAUUAACUGCUCAGGGCCUAGAGUUGGGAAGCUGCGGGGCGCAGGGGGCGGGGUGGUGGGUGCGGUGGAGCGUCCCCGACCAGGAAACGCUCAGGCACCCACUGUGGCCCGUGAGGGGAUUGCCCUCCCUGCGGGGUAGACAGACACAGGGCUCAAAGAGUGCUGCAGCCGCCCCCAGCCCUGUUAUGGGGAGUAUGGCCCCAGGUGACACAAUGGCCGCAGGCCCCAUGGCGGCUGGCUUCUUCCAGCCCUUCAUGUCACCGCGCUUCCCAGGGGGCCCCCGGCCCACCCUGCGGAUGCCGAGUCAGCCUCCCGCAGGCCUCCCUGGCUCCCAGCCCCUCCUCCCUGGCGCCAUGGAGCCCUCCCCACGAGCCCAGGGGCAUCCGAGCAUGGGCGGCCCAAUGCAGAGGGUGACGCCUCCUCGUGGCAUGGCCAGUGUGGGGCCCCAGAGCUAUGGAGGCGGCAUGCGACCCCCACCCAACUCCCUUGCCGGCCCAGGCCUGCCUGCCAUGAACAUGGGCCCAGGAGUUCGUGGCCCGUGGGCCAGCCCCAGUGGAAACUCGAUCCCCUACUCCUCCUCAUCCCCCGGCAGCUACACGGGACCCCCAGGAGGAGGUGGGCCCCCUGGAACACCCAUCAUGCCUAGCCCUGGAGAUUCCACCAACUCCAGCGAAAACAUGUACACUAUCAUGAACCCCAUCGGGCAGGGCGCCGGCAGGGCUAAUUUCCCGCUCGGCCCUGGCCCGGAGGGCCCCAUGGCCGCCAUGAGCGCGAUGGAGCCUCACCACGUGAACGGAUCCCUGGGCUCGGGCGACAUGGACGGGUUGCCGAAGAGUUCCCCCGGCGCCGUGGCCGGCCUGAGCAACGCCCCGGGCACCCCGCGGGACGACGGCGAGAUGGCGGCCGCCGGGACCUUCCUGCACCCGUUCCCGAGCGAAAGCUACUCGCCAGGGAUGACCAUGAGCGUGUGAUGGGGCGGCAGCCCCGGGCCUCUCUGCGGGCCUAGGCUUCUGCCCAGCGCCCCUGCUCAGGGCGAGGGGCUGAGGUCACACCUCGGGCACCUGGACUCCUGGCCAAUCAAGGCUUGCCCAGCUGGGAGGCCCCACACGAAAGACUCUUACCAUUUUAUUAAAAACGCAAGGACCUCAGAGACGUUCUUUUCUGUAUGGACCCUUCCUGCCAUUUGUAUUUUGUCCCAGAGAGAAAGGCUCUUUGGGGGGCCCCUCUCCCCAGGACGUCAGGGGGUGGGGGCCCAUCAAUAAAUGGAAGCUGGUUUUGGUUUUUGGUA
Molecule: messenger RNA, 2599 nt
Organism: Gorilla gorilla gorilla (western lowland gorilla)
Lineage: Eukaryota; Metazoa; Chordata; Mammalia; Primates; Hominidae
Gene: SSBP4
Product: single stranded DNA binding protein 4
Exons: 14
Coding region: 1497-2282 (261 amino acids)
Biological process (GO): positive regulation of transcription by RNA polymerase II
Cellular component (GO): nucleus
Molecular function (GO): single-stranded DNA binding; protein binding
Source: RefSeq, a predicted model, not a curated record